Molecule: messenger RNA, 990 nt
Organism: Polychytrium aggregatum
Lineage: Eukaryota; Fungi; Chytridiomycota; Chytridiomycetes; Polychytriales
Exons: 1
Coding region: 1-990 (329 amino acids)
Source: RefSeq, a predicted model, not a curated record
AUGAGCAGCGAUCCCUCUCUGCCGCAGUUCAAGCUCGCCAAAACCGAUGCCGCUCGCUCCGAGCAACAUCAGUCGAAAGUCGCCGAGGCUGUGCGCUACUUCUUGGUGGCUCUGGCGCUGUCGGCCGUCUUCACUUCGUUGUGGAUGAUGAAUCCCCGGAAGAAGGUCUCGGGCUCGGCUGUCUUUGAGCUGGAGCUCGAGUGGACCACCAGGCGGCCGCUCAUCUUCAUCGGCGACUCGGUUACCCGGUUCCAGUACCUGUCGCUGGCCUAUCGCCUGACCUACGGCCACUGGCAGUUCGAGGAGCCCAGCUUCAACGCAACCACCAAGCGCAUCGAUCGAGAGUGGGGUAACUGGGAGCGCUUCAUGCGCGGCACCAAUGCCCUCCUCAAGGGAAACGAGGUCUGCGACUGCUACCGCAACGGAACCUGGGACUGGAGAAAGACCGUCGAGUACAUCGAGAACCGGUACUUCACGACGCCCUAUCACAACAUUGCCUUCUACCAGGCGUACGACGACCAUCCGGGCGUCUGCCACACCAAGGGCCGGCUCCAUCCCGAGGAACAGUCGCCGUACUUUGACGCUCCGCUCGACUGGUGCUAUACCAUCCCGGCGCUGCUGAACCACAUCGACCAGACCUACGGCCAGAGCGUCAUCGUCCUGAACCUGGGCAUCCACAACUCGAGCUACGUCAAGUGGGCGACGGCCUUUGCCCAGCACUCGAACCACAGCGACUCGCUCUUGAUCUGGAAGCAGACGACACCCUCGCGGGACGGCAAGUAUGCCGAAAAUAAGGACUAUCCGCUCUUUGAGAUCUUCAAAUCCAGCAAGGUCGUUGUGAUGCCCACCUGGCGGAUGCUGAUGGACCUCUACAACGCCAACAACAGCGCCGUGUUCAACGACCACGACAAUGUGCAUUUCCAGCCGCAGAUCAACAAGCUCAUGAACCAGAAGCUUGGCGAACUCAUCAACCGCAAGCUGGUCUCUUGA